AGUGACUGCAGGUAUUGGUGACUGUGUGUGUGUGUGUGUGUGUGUGUCUAGAAGUGUGUGUGUUGGAGAGUAAAAGAGAUAAAAAGAGAGAGGGAGAGAGGCGAGCAGCGUUUCUUCUCCCCCUUCUAGCUUCCCCAUUUCCCUGCUCCCUGUCACUCCGUCCUUCCUCCCUUCCCGGACCACCCUGCCUCGAGCUGGAUAAGACCCCGGACCUCCCCAGGACCCUCCUCCCCUCACCCCUUUGACUCUCCUCACUUCUCCGACCCGCCUUGUCAACAGAGCAGGAUUCACAGGAUUACAAGACUGUUUAAAAAAAAAAGCUCUUCAAUAAACCUGAAGAGGGAAGUGUUAUCAGACACAGUUAAACAUUUGAAGUGGUCACCAAAAACAUUGCUCAGGAACCGGACUCUCCCCAGUCCUCUGGAAAGGCGACAGCACUAGGUCACAUGACCUGGAAGAGAAAACUCAGAACACUUUUGGGAUCCCUCUUUGGUGACCGGCCGGCUGCUGUUCCAUCACACUCCUUCCAUUCCUGAGCAAACCCUGAUCCACAACCAUCCUCCUCUCCCCACCUCCACCCCCAGUAUGGAGCCCAACAAAGUCCAGCCAGAGGGUGGCCUCAAUGUCACCCUCACCAUUCGCCUCCUCAUGCAUGGCAAAGAGGUUGGAAGUAUUAUUGGCAAGAAAGGGGAAACUGUGAAAAAAAUGCGUGAGGAGAGCGGAGCACGCAUCAACAUAUCAGAAGGCAAUUGUCCUGAGAGGAUUGUCACCAUUACCGGCCCAACAGAUGCCAUCUUUAAGGCCUUUGCAAUGAUUGCCUAUAAAUUUGAGGAGGAUAUAAUCAAUUCAAUGAGCAACAGUCCAGCCACCAGCAAGCCUCCUGUCACCCUGCGGCUGGUGGUGCCAGCUAGCCAGUGUGGAUCCCUCAUUGGAAAGGGAGGCUCCAAGAUCAAGGAGAUGAGAGAGUCCACAGGGGCUCAGGUUCAGGUGGCAGGGGAUAUGCUUCCCAAUUCCACAGAGCGUGCUGUGACAAUCUCCGGGACCCCCGAAGCCAUAAUCCAGUGUGUCAAACAAAUCUGUGUGGUCAUGCUGGAGUCCCCACCAAAAGGUGCCACCAUUCCCUACCGCCCUAAGCCUGCUUCCACCCCCGUCAUUUUUUCAGGUGGCCAGGCCUAUACAAUUCAGGGACAAUACGCCAUCCCACACCCAGAUCAGUUGACCAAGCUCCACCAGUUGGCUAUGCAGCAAACCCCCUUUACCCCUCUUGGACAGACUACCCCUGCUUUCCCUGGGUUGGAUGCUAGUCCCCCGGCCAGUACUCAUGAACUCACCAUUCCAAAUGAUCUAAUAGGCUGCAUCAUCGGGCGCCAGGGAACCAAAAUCAAUGAGAUCCGACAGAUGUCCGGUGCGCAGAUCAAAAUUGCUAACGCCAUGGAGGGUUUGUCAGAGCGCCAGAUCACCAUCACAGGAACCCCCGCCAACAUCAGCCUUGCCCAGUACCUCAUCAAUGCAAGGUUCAGGGAUGUGGCCGCCAUGUGGAAUGACCCUUCAUCCAUGACAACAUCCUGAAGCCCAAAUCGGAUUCUAUUAAGAGAAGCUAAUGGCAGCAACUGUCUCCCAACACUCCCACUGAACUUACUGGCUCCUCAAAUUCACUUAGCACUUAGCUUUAGCCACAGCUAAGAAGGUGAUUUCUAAAGCUAAGCAGGAAAAAAAUGACUUUUUGUUCAUUGUACUGUAAAGAGUAAAAUAGUGUUUCAGCAUGCAGAAUGCUUAGGAUAAUUGUUUCAUUUCUUUUUUUUUUUGCUGGGUCAGUGAUUAGUUUUGCAGUUUCAAACUUGUAGUUCCUUGUCAGGAUAGUAAACAAAACGUUUAAAAAAGAGGAAAACAAUAAAAGAAGAAAAAAAAAAUGGAAUUCCGUCUGAAUGUUAAUGAGUAAUGUUGUUGGUUGUUGGCAAGCAAACUAAAGUAAUGCAUUUGUAGAAGGAAUAUUGCUGAUUCAAGUGAAAGGAAGCUGUUUUUAAAGAAAUAGGUUUUGGAUGCUCUACAUUUUUUACUUGUUUUUACCAAGUGCAUUAUCAAGUCCAUACGCAUGCAUUAUCAGUAAACAGGAGUACUAUUACAUGGAGACUAAAAACUAGAAAGCUUUCCCUAUUGUGCAAAAUUGCACAAUCUUGUUUUAUUUUGUUCACAUUUUCUAUCUUUCCUUCACCCUUCCCUCUUACCUGUUCCUUACCUGUUUUAAGCUUACUAAAUGUGGCAUAUUUAAAUUUACACCAGUCAUUCUUCACUGCAUCUCAUGACCUUUGAGCCAGUUGCGUGCGUCUUGAUUUGUAUUGUCUUUGUAUUUAGCUGUUCUGCGCCUUUCAGUGACCCUAACAGAUGUUUUAUAAUGUAAACAUAAUAUCCACUGUUAAAUUGUUACCUGCCCACCACCCACCUAUUUCAAAGAGUACUUUACUGUUUUGACAUUCUAGUACUUUCCGUGACAUCACCAAUACUUCAAACUCCUUUUUUUAUCAGUUUAAAACAUAUACAGUGUGUUGUGCACACCACUGAAGAAUAUCUUCAAAGAUCAGCUCUAAAUUAAGUUGUCAUUACAUGGGUCUUUAUACUAUUGAAGAAAAAAGUCAGUGGGAUUUAAAUGUUACUUUGUAUUGUUAAGGUUUCUCAAAUAAUCCUCAGAAUUCAUACUGCGGUGUAGUUGAUGUUGUUAAGCCCUGGAAACAACGAGGUAAAGAGAGGCAUUCACCAGGUAAAGAGGAGCAUUCCACAUAUAGUCAUAUAGAUUGAGAGAAUGUGCAUGCUACUUUUAUGUACUGUACUUGUCUGUCUGUCUUUCUGUCUGAUUGUUUGGUAUGUGACAUUACACUGAAAUGACAUAACUGCAUUUGUAUUAAAAAAAAAAUUGUAGUGGCUUAUGGAAUGAGUUAACAUUAACUGCUGAUUGGCAUAGAUGAAACACUGAACCCAACUGCAUUCAUGUAAAACAUUGUAGACAUGUAAUCUGUUAAACAAAUAUCCAUCACAUUUGUUUAAUUAUAAAAUGCCAUCAUAGGAAGCUUCAGCAUUACUUAUUCUGAAAGUGAAUACUAAAAUGUGGUUAUUGAUCAUUGGAUCCCUUUCAGUUUUCCCAGUUGCUUCUUUUUUAAUGUAUUAAUUUCCACCUUCAGCUAAAAUCAAUCCAGUAACAACAUUUUUUUGUGUUAUUGAUCAGAAUGACAGCAUUUAGUGGGACAUGGGACAGCCCUAAACCAAUCGUGAUUGAUUCUGGACAAAGAUUUACCCUCUGAGUAUUAAAUUAUAUUUGCACAGUAUCAAAUACUUUUGAGCUUUGGAAUGUUCCAAUGUUUGGAGCAGAACUCAAAAGACAAAAGCGCAGUUUACAAUGGUCUGAAAAAGCAGCCUUCUCAAGACGUAAUUGUUAUUUUUUAUUAAUACUUUAUAUAUUUUUAGACAAACAACAAAUCUGGAGUUCAGCAAUAUUUUAUAAUGAUACUUUGGUUGCUUUUUGAAUUAUAACCAGUUAUUCUUCAAAUACAUUUUUGUAGCUGCUGUUAUUGUGCCAUCAAAUAUUUGUAAUAAUUCAGAUGCCCUAUCAUUAGGCCAAACUAGGGACUAAAACCUUUAUUCAGAGAUAUCAAUGACAUUUCCUGGUUCGUCAAGACCAUCCUUGGAAAGCUUACUUUUUGUUUGGCUCAUUGCCCAUUGUUAGUGGUUCUGUCAUGUGAAAUCACUAACAUUUAUUUAGAUAGUUUGGCACAGAAAGUUGAAGUUGAAUGUAAUCAAUUUUACCAUUCUGAGAAAUGUACUGUUCUUUUCAUGAUAAUUAUGUUCUUUGUUCAUUUUUGUUUAAUAAUCCUUCAUUUUGGAUGAACGUAAUGUGCCUGAAAAGGUAGACAACAGAUGAAAUACUACAAGGUUUACUAAGCUGCUUUUGAUUGGAAUUGAAAUUUGGAUAAAAGUGAAUUAACACAUGUCAAUAUGGAUAGACAAGGGGGUUGUAUUGAACUCCAUCUUCCACUAUUGCAGGUGAUCAAAAGAUGAAUUAGACAUACAUAUGUUUACAUAAACUAUAGCCACUGAUCUACACAAUUAUUUGUUUAAACAUCUUAAUUGUUGCACUGAUUUGUCAGCCAACUUAAUCAAGCUGCUCUUAAGUUUUAACAUCAAAUAAACACACAGGCAUAUGACUCUUUUCAAUGAUUUCCUUUUGAUUCAGUUUUUUAUGUGUCCCUCAAAACCUUACUAAACCUUACUGUGUUCAUUUUGGCUGUUGAGUUGCACAUACCGUACAUAAGAACAGCAGUUUUGAUCAGAACAUUCAAGUGCAAGUUGCACUACAUGCAUGACAAACACGUUUCAUUACAGGCUGUCAUUUUAAGCAUACAUACUAAAUCACUUUGUACUAGAGCACUCUUUGUACUUGAGCAGCAAAAAAAAAACAAUGGCCCUUUUGCCUCUACGCUGAUUUAAUGUUUAAAAUUGUAAGAGUUAGGUUAUAUUUAUGGUAAUUUGCUGCCUGCAGGUCUAUAUUAGAUUGAUUUAUUGAGGUUUGGUUCAAUUUUGACAUGUUUUGUAAAAAGGAAUAAUAAAGUAUUGUUUUCCCUUGA
Messenger RNA from Esox lucius (northern pike), 4613 nucleotides. Its product is annotated as poly(rC)-binding protein 3. NCBI's taxonomy places the organism in Eukaryota, Metazoa, Chordata, Actinopteri, Esociformes, Esocidae. Gene Ontology annotation, cellular component: cytoplasm; nucleus. The transcript has 16 exons. Gene Ontology annotation, biological process: regulation of gene expression; regulation of RNA metabolic process. The coding region runs from base 586 to 1569 and encodes 327 amino acids. The record is from RefSeq and is a predicted model, not a curated record. Gene Ontology annotation, molecular function: mRNA binding.